CUUAUGCAAGUGGGUUGCAGAUUGUCAUUCUAAAAUUUAGUAAAUAAAAAUAAUGGUAGCGACGAAUGAUAAAUAUAGUGAUAUGCUAUUACUAUUAUUAAAAUUCAUUCAGAAAUAAAAUUAUAAUUGCAAAUUAUACUAUAUAUUUCUGAAUAUGGCGUAUCGUUAUCCUGAUAUGGGUUCGCCAAAUGAUUCCAAUGAUGAUGCGUAUGUGUCGGACUUUCCUCAGCCGUAUGGAGCAAAUAAUCCGGAUGCUGAGUAUGUGAAAAAGGCUGGUGUCCUUGUUGAUGAAGCUGACGAGUUUGGUGUGACUGCUAUUACCUUUGAUAAGUAUGAGGAACUUAUUUGGAUGGGCCAUGCUGGGGGACUCUUAACCUCUUUCUAUGGACCAGAUAUGAAAAAAUAUACUUCAUUUAGAGUACAUGCGACAGAAGCAAUAAGAGAUAUAGUAACAUUCGAUGAAGGUAUAUAUGUACUGUCAAAAACACAAUUAAGGCAUCAGAUAAGAAGAGGUAUUCCGAAGUUUACUCAUACAUCCAUGCACAUGUCAGAUAUGCAAUGUCUCUUCCAAGCAGGUCGAACUAAACUGUUAAUGGGAGGACACCAAAACACGCUCAUUGAAUUUGAUGUUGCACAGAUGUAUGAGACAGUUGUUCCUAUAACUGAAGAUGGUUGUGCUGUACUAAGAAGUGGGGGCGGUUCGCUAGUGGCGUGCGGAAGUGCCAAUGGAAUGGUCAACCUUCGCGAUAUCAGGACACCGGCGAUUUCCACUCAUAUAUUCAGGGCGCACACCGGAUGUCUAUCAGACUUAGAUAUGCAAGGGAAUAUGCUUAUCAGCUCUGGAUUUACAGAUACAGAUUCAGCGCAAGUACCUGAACAGUUCGUGGUGGUUUGGGACGUCCGUCACCUGAACGGUACCGGAGCGUGGACGAUACCUGUCGCGUCGCCACCGCUGCUGCUACACUUUCUGCCCUCAGUGUCGGGCAAGGCAACCGCGCUGUCGAGCGAUGGCCACGUCACGAUACUACACGUCAACGAACCUAGUGAAGCAGACAAACAAUCUGUUUUUCAGGUGGACACUCAGGGAUCGUUCUGCAGUGUGAUGGAUGUGUCUUCAACCAGUCAAGCGUUUGUGUUUGGAGACGAAGCGGGGCACUUGCAUUUGUUCUCCUCUAAACACAAUGACAAACCUGUCUUUAAUAAUUUCUCAAGGGAAACGGAAUUUGCGACUCCAUUCAGAAUUCCUAGAGCUGGAUUCAACGAUCCAACAUUUCGAAUCCCAUCCGUACCGUGUCCGCCUCUCGCCUCUGGGACCAUGCCUUUCAACGUAUUGCCGGACGAAUUCUUCAGGAGAGUUUUCAGGAGACCCAAACCGAUCGAUCCAGAACUAUUGAGGAUGAUAAGGAUGCAGGGACCGAUUGGAUACGCACCGAACCCCAACAAUAGGACUCACAAUCUGUAUCCAUACAUCGACGACAAUUUGGACGACCUGAACAAAUCAAGAGUAUUGUCCGUCAAACCGCCAAAGGAAUAUCAGAAGAUUGUUAUAGUAUAUAAUAAAAAUGAACCUAAUGCAGAAUUGGAGAGUCUCAACAAAACUGGUUUACCAGGGAUUCAGGCUACCUUACCUAAUUCCUACUGCAAUCCUAUGUUACAGAUCUUAUACAACAUGGCGCCGUUGAAGGCAAUACUUAUUGCACACACUUGUACCAAGGAGUUCUGUCUUACUUGCGAGCUAGGAUUCCUUUUCCAAACACUGGACAGGUCGGAGGGCGCACCGUGCGACGCCAACAAGUUCCUGCAAGCUUUCCGCACCGUGCCCGAGGCGGCUGCGCUUGGAUUGAUACUUCCAGACCAUCCCACAGAGAUAAGAGACGACCUCGUCUCUUUGAUACAGAGUUGGAGUCGUUUCAUAUUACAUCACGUCCAUUUCGAGUUAUUGGACACAUGGCAUGAGGAAAAAGAAUCGGAAGCGCUCUCUCAAGGUGCGAGUCAACCGAGGCCUAAAGUGAAAAACAUGAAAAGACAAAUGAACGGACACUCGGAGGAGCAUCAUAAUCAUGACGGUCAACAGUUACAGAAUGGAUCUCAAGAUAGUUUCAAUAUCAAUGGUCUAGUUAAAGUUCUAGAAGGUCUUCCACGCCUAGACACCAGAGAACUUCCAAACAGACAAGUAUACAAGAAACUGGAUUCUCAUAUAUCUCAACUGUUCGGAAUCGCGCGGCAACAGUUGAAUAAAUGUUUUAAAUGUAAUAAAGAGGAAGAACGGGAAUGUGUUGUUCUCGCGUGCGCGCUGCAGUAUCACAUGCCUGGGUCGGGAGGCCUGCUGGAGCUCAUCCGCCAGUCGCUGUGCGAGCGCCGGUCCACGCACGCGUGGUGCGAGACCUGCGGCCGGUUCACUCCCACGACGCAGCGCUCGCGUGUCAUCAGACUACCGCCAAUUCUGUCCGUCAACUGCGGUGUGUCGGCAGAAGAAAAGGCAUUUUGGGGAAGCGGCCCGGCUAAAGAGACGGCAAACAUGAGGCCGUGUCGAUACGGAAUCCAGUGCACGAGACCCGGUUGCAGAUAUAAACAUCCUGAAAGAAGUGGUAACGUGUCCCAAUCCAGCAGCGAGACCCACGAACUGAAGUGCAUGCUACCCUACCACUUCCAUGUUCGUCUACAGGCUGAUGGCGAGGUCUACAUCAGUAAUGAGGAUGACCAAUCGCACGGCCUGAGUAAGCCGGAGCACAGCAAACAGAAGAAGGCACCCGCCUCCGAGGAGUCGGAGUACACGCUGACCGGCGUGGUGCUGAGUGUGGACGACCAGCCCCGGCAUCUGGCGGCCUACUGCCGGCGACAGGGCCAGUGGUACCUGUACAACGACCUGGGCAUCGUGGAAGUGGACGAGGAGGAGGUGGUCCACUACGAGGCCUGGUGGAAGUCUCCCUGCGUGUUGUUCUACACCAACACCAAGGUGCUCCACGCGAAGGAUAUGACAGCAAUAUCCUAGCUGUUCCUCGGGCCGUUUGCCAUGAGCAACGGCCCGUCCGCUGAAGACGUCAAGUAUAUCCGUUAAAGUAUGGGGCGACCCCACACUUAUAUGAACGGAUAUGAACUUAAUGAAAAAACUAUGGUGUAACUUAAUGAAAAAAGUGAAUCUGAAUAAGUGUAGUGUUAGUGCUUCUCUCGUAAGUGUGCGCUCAUUAGAUAUAAGAGAAAAUAGUUUAGUAUUUAUUUUUUAAAGAAUUCCAUCAAAAUUAUCGUGUGUUAAACAUAUAUAAUUUUUAGGACCUAAAUAUAACACAAAUGAAGAAACCAGAUAUGUAAAAAGUGGCAGAUAACUAGAUAGACUGUAUGAGCUGUGAAAACUUGACUGUUGACUGUUAACCUCUAUUUUGAGCAAUGCACGCACACUAACAUAAAAUGGCACACAAAUCGCGAGUGUAAGACGUAGCUUGUCACGUCCACCAAAGUAAUAAAACUUGCCUGUUUUCAUGGCUGUCCGUGUGUUGCUGGAAAUGGAGGUUAACAGUUCGCUGCUACUUUUUUCGACAUUUUCACAGCUUUCAAAAUCUAUCUAGAGGUAUAAAUUAUUUAAGAGCCACGCCUUCAUUGCUUCAUUGUAUUUUGAAUGUGUGCCUUCGAUCAAUUGAGAUCAAUCGAGUGAUUGAUUACAUAAACAUUGAACAAAACUUGUAGUCACUAAUCUUUAUUUAUUUUGGUGCAUACGACGGGGUAUGCUUGGUUUUUCAUACUAUAAAAAUACGUUUUUUAUUACUACAAAUUAAUUAUUGCAUUCCUAAUCAAGAUCCACGAUUAAGUAUUAAGUACUCCAAUUUAAGGUUAUAAUUUUAGGGUAAAAAAUUUAUAGUUUGAAUGCUUGUAAUGACAAUUAUAAUACGGUAGUUAGCGAGACUGUACGAGUUUGUGAUGAGUAGAUUUAAAGAGCGGUUAUACUGGUUGUUAAACUUUAAUCAUUUUUCGUACAGACAUAUUUGAAUCUUGUAAGUAGGUGAUAUAUAAAUUCUUACGUCUGUUAGUCCCUUAGAAUAGAAUAUAUACAUUUUGAGAUUUUUGUGUCUAGAUUUCGACUUAUAUUGUGUGUCGUCGGCGCCUAGUUAGUUAGCCUGGGCAAAUGAGACUUAACAUCUUGUCUCAAGGUGACGAGCGCAGUUGUAGUGCCGCUCUGAAUUUUUCUUCUGGUCUUUGAAGAAUCCUGUUGGGAAGAAUCGGCAUUGUAUGGACAGGGCGUAUCGAUUACCAUCAGCUCAACGUCCUGCUCGUCUCGUCCCUUAUUGUCCAGUUCCUUGAUGAGGGUUUUAUUCCCGGGAUGGUUGAAACCAGAAAGUUCGGGUUGAUGAUAUUGUGUGAAUAAGAGCCAGCUUAGAUUUUCGAAAUGCACAUGUGUCAGAUCUGGUUAAUUAGUUCGAGGAAUAUUAUAAUAAUCAAAACAGAACAACCGAAUAAAAUAUUUAACACGGCACUGACACAUUGAAAUGAUGUAAAAAGUAUGACAUAAUAAACGUUAACAAAAAGUACGUGUUCGUCAAUUGCAAGUGUGAGUGUAAACAAACGUUAAUGAAUGUCAAAAUGCGUCCCAAUAAAUACUCUUUCAACAGAGAUUCAAAUAUUUUUAUUCAUUCGAAAUAGUGUGGCUCAGACCUGAGAAUAACAGGCGCAAGAAUCUCUGCGGUUUUUUUUUAAAUAAAAAUAUGGAUUAAGAUGUAAUAUCGUACAAUAAACAUUUAUAGUUAAAUAGCCUCUGGGUGAAGGUGAAGAAAAACAUUUAUGUAAUAAUAACUUUUACAACACAAACGCAUUUUAACAAUUUUUUAAAUUUCGUAACACAUUUGUUUUGAAUAUUUUCUGGGAUCAUGUUGUAAACGCAUAUACAUCGCCCAAUAAAAGACUUACAAACUUAAUUUAACCGAGUAGUUGGCAUAACAAUUUUAUGUUUGUUUGUUUGUUACAAUCAAUUGAAGAAGUAAACUUUAAAAUAGUUGCGUCACUAUCUAUAUUAACAUAAUAUAACCUUUCUUAUCAGUCCAUAAAUUACAAAUUUUUAUUCUUCAAAAUGAUUAAUUAAUUGGAGUCGUUUUAUAUUUCAUCAUUUGCCUUCCCUGGUUGUCGAAAUUGUGGGGGGGUCUUUAAAUAUUUUUAUUUGUUUUUGGGUAGAAUAAAGUCUAAAAUAAGAUCACAUAUUUGUGAAAAUCGACAUUUGAUUUCAACUAUCUUUAAAGAUCCAAUUUUUACCAAUCUUACAUUUUGUUCAUGUUUGUUGGUUGCUAUUUCUUAACAUUAUAGUCUACAGACUAUAAUAAAGGUACACCUUUACAUUAUAAGUUGGUGUGUUUUUUAUGGAAGAUAUGGACAAACGAGCGUACCUUCGGGUUACCUGAUGUUAUAUGAUCACCGUGGUCCAAACUGUCUUACGACGCCAUAGAAUUCCCAGGAGGCGGGCCUGUUAGGAAGUUGGAAGAGUGUGACAUAAAAACGGACAGAUAAUUUAUUUGUUGUUUAUGGUAUAUAUAUUUUAUAAGAUAAAAAAUCUAUAGCUUCUAGCAUUAAUCUUCAAAGAUAAUUCAUUCCUAUAAUUUUAUUCAAAUGCCGGGUCAACAGCGAUGAGAGCUACAGAACGAAAAUGUAAGGGUGUGUGUGUACAAAACAACUGAUAACAGUGUUCCGCGUAAUACACUCACAAAUCGACGACGAAUAGACAGCUAGUGUUUUUCAGUGUAAAACUUUGUGUAAAAAUGUAACUGUCAAAAUGUGUCCCAAUCAAGACGCAUUUGAGUCACGCUAUGCGCGGGCUUAUAACAUGUCUGCUCCUUUUUAAUAUAUACUGCCAACGUUCAUCUAUAAUUGUAAAAUAUAUACCUAUAUAUUUGAUAAGUGUAGAUAAAAGAAAGUAUCUUGUUUUUGAUGAUGUUCAUCAUUCUAUCUUUCCAUACGUUGAAUUUGUAAUUCACGUAGGUAAUAUAGAUCUGUUUUAAAUCUAAAGUGUGAUUGAUAGGUUUGAAAGUGAAAGUUUGAAAGUGGCAAAAUUAAUUGGAGUUGAAAAAAAAUAUAAAUUAUAUCUAUACUCGGCAUGGGCGUAUUUUAAUUCGAAAUAAAUUGGUUGAGAUUCAUUCUUAUAAAUUUUUCAACUAAAAAUGACAUGUUUCGCUGAAGUUCAAAUAAAACCAAAAAUAUGUACUAAAAUUGAACACCUGACACCAAGCAAAAAAACACAUGUUAAUGUGAGUUAUUAAUUCGUGGUAAUUCUAUUUGUUGUAUCCUCAUAAAUUGCUUUCUAAGAAACUAUGGUAUACAUAAGUAUGGUAAGGUAUAAUGGUAUACGUCAAUAAUGACGUAUUGACGGCGAAUUCUUAAAGUCGAUAACUUAUUUUUCUUCGAACUUCAAAUGCUUCUGUCCUUUACCUUUCUCCAGCUCGUAUCGUCCACGUUUCCACUCGAUACAAGAUAAUUGCGAAUAUAACAGCGCGUAAUAACCGGUUCUUUGUGGCAUCGGUAAUUCCCUUUCUCUUCCACAUGUUACUGAGUCGGGUCAUGGCGUCCGUAUCCAUACCUAUACGUCUCUAAAUCUCCGGUGCGCAACUCCCACACUUGUAUAUUAGACCCCCCGGCAUGAUGUUGGCAAUGCUAGGCAGUUUUCCGGCACCUACCUUAUUAAGAUAUCUUUUUAUCUAUAUAACUUAAGAUUAUGUAAUUAAAACAGAUGAUUAUAUAAAUAGUCCAUAAUGUAAACGGUUAUAGGUUAAAUCUUAAAGAAAGUACUUAAUUUUAAAUAUUUUUUCCAAUCCAAAUCGAGGAAAAUGGAAUCGAGCAAAAUCAAAUUUAUUUUUAUAUAUAAAUACUCCGAUAGAAGAAUAGGAUAUUACUUAUCAACUUUCACCUUAGAUUUGAUAGAAAGUAUUGUGAUUUGUCGGUGAAAUACUACAAAUAAUUAUAAGAUAAAUUAUUUUAAAGUGGUGGCUGGAAACGCUUAAUAAAACUUUUAAAUUCAUAA
This is a messenger RNA of Leptidea sinapis, 6991 nucleotides long. RefSeq names its product PAN2-PAN3 deadenylation complex catalytic subunit PAN2 (gene PAN2). Lineage: Eukaryota; Metazoa; Arthropoda; Insecta; Lepidoptera; Pieridae. The transcript has 22 exons. Gene Ontology annotation, cellular component: PAN complex; P-body. The coding region runs from base 155 to 2992 and encodes 945 amino acids. Gene Ontology annotation, biological process: nuclear-transcribed mRNA poly(A) tail shortening. Gene Ontology annotation, molecular function: protein binding. The record is from RefSeq and is a predicted model, not a curated record.